AACAAUAUGGAGAUUCUUUUCUUUAUGUUUAUAAUAGAAAUUAUUAUAACAGUACUGUGUAUUAUAUAUAUAGUUCUCGUAACUACUAAACUAUUUGGUUCCUAUGAGCCGCCUUCUUCCAACGAGUCGUCUAAAGACCCAUUGGUGCGGAUUAAAAAUUCAAUGUAUUCAUCCAUAGAUCCAACAUAUAAAGAAAUGGCGAAGGAGUAUCUCGGAAAAAUGGAGACAGCAUUCCAAGAUAUGUUCAUGGAAAAUUCAUAUAUACCAAGAACACGAAGAAUGGUACCAAGACCAAAAACUGGAGAACUCAGUAACUUUGGAAUUGGGUUGUUAUCAAUGUACCUGUUAGAUAAUAAAAAGACCGAGUAUUUGAAAAUCGUUGAAGAUUUGAUAGUAAAAAUAAAUGAACAACUAAACACAUUAAAAAAAUAUACGGAACCAUUGUUAUUUAUACCUUGGUACAGUAAUUGGUACUACUUUUCUGUUACCUUGAAUCGUAUGUUCGCGAUGUAUGAAUACAUCGGAACAAAUGAUGAAGUAAAAAAUAUUUGUGACCGUAGAAUUCUUCAGAUAACACCGACAUUGGAUAGAUCAUUAAGCUUCAAACGGGAUGGUGUCAAUCUUGUCUAUUUAGCGAUUCCUCGUUUAUUGACAAAUUAUUUAUACCACAGAUUGGUUUAUGACUCGGAAGUAAAAUCAGACUUAUUUGUAAAUAUGGAUCGACAAUUUCAGAUAAUUUACAAUUCUGAUAAUGAAAUAAAAAAUGGUAUUUAUCAAGACUAUUCAUGUAUUUGUCACACAGUUAUACCUAAUUUUGCAUACCUACUCACACUUGGAGGUUUUUAUAUCAAUGUAUACCGUGCGCUCGGUUUUAAAGAAGGUAUAAGUGAUGUUGUAAAGAAAAUAUUAGACAAAACCAUCCAUCAGAACUUGAAUUUCAUAGGCUACGGUCUGUUUACCCGGGAUCCAAGAAUAACUUGUAACGAAAUUUUAGAGAAGUACUGGCCGGAUUACCAAAGAAGUCCAGAUUUUGACGUAAAUAUAUUUCCUUUCAUGGGUCUGGGUGUAUUCAAAUCGCAAAAUUUCAUAUUAUCGUUGCGCGUCCAACGUGAGGGCAUGGCUGCCUACGAAUACAGUAAAUGGGUUCAGGAAUACGCUCUUGGAUGGAUUCAAAUGCGCAAAUUAUAUCUUGUGGGAGUUAAUUAUAGUUCAUAUAACAGUGAAAUGCUGUGGAAAGAUCUAAAAAUACAACCGGGUGUCGUUUCAUUUGCUGAAGAUAAAGACAAUAAAUUCGAUGCUUUCCGUACUACGAACCCUAAUGCAACUCUUCCAAAGUACUGUCGAAACAUUAAAUCCUAUAUUGGGCACUUGAAUGGUCAUAAGGAUAGAAAACUACUGUACUGGUUCAAUAAAUAUGAGUUUGGAGAUUUCUAUGGAGAAAAUGUUGAAAUUUCGGAAAGGGGUGUCUGUUCAGACAAUGGUUUAGUCAUGCGAUACGAAAUUAAAAAUCAGUCUGGUAAGGCAUUGAAAUUGAUAUUAAAGGACGCAGAUAUUGGUAAUAAAAUGAAAAUUAAACCCUCUGUUGAUGAUUCCGGUACAGGAGUUCUUAUCCCUGACAGCGGAGAGCCGAAAAUAGUUCAAUGGUAUCAGGUAUUUGAUGACACCAUUGAGCCCAAAACAGUUGAUGGGGAUAGUGCGAAUAAUUCUAUGUCAUUUACUAUUAAUCGCGACAUGUAUGUAAUUGAACAGCAUGGUGACUAUCAUAUUGUCAAAUGCAAUGGUGAUAUAAUACUCGCGGGUAAUUCAAGCAGUUUGCGUGACGCUAGUAUAACUCAUCAUGAUGUAUCUAGUGGUAAAGAUACAGUAUUCAAAAGAGAUUCUAAGACACUUAUGUAUGUACCUCAGUAAUAAUAGUUAAUGAUACGUUGAUAUGAACAUUGGAAAAAUUG
Messenger RNA from Microplitis demolitor, 1949 nucleotides. RefSeq lists its product as uncharacterized. The record is from RefSeq and is marked provisional. Lineage: Eukaryota; Metazoa; Arthropoda; Insecta; Hymenoptera; Braconidae.